AUGACAUGUUUGAGAGACGGUGCUCUCGAUUACUUUCACUAUUCCGUUUGUCUACCGCAUGAGCUGGACGAAGAGUGGCAAAUCUGGCUAGCGGAAGAUAUCGUUCGGGUCUUGGUAGGCUCUAGCAAAAUCUCAACGCAAUUUUUUCAGCUAAUUUCUAACCGUUUCCUCACCACUUUCUUUUCACCUUCAUCGAACAACAUUGACGUUGGUGACGAGACUUUUCGACUAAACGUAUACGGUCGCACGUAUUUCGCGGAGGAUCCGCUUCGUUUGGCGCGCUUGGCCAAAGUUGCAAUGAGAGAGGAGAUUAGAGGACUUUCAAUUUGUCUUCCUCCGACGACUGCGCCCCAACUAGCAAAAUUGACGAAACUACUGUUCUGGGGAAAAAGUAAGUAGACUGUUAGCAUUUUCACAAAGUGCCUGGAAAUUUGUCGGGUUCCGCAUCGUGCACAAAAAUUGGCGAGCUCUUGCACCGUGCACUCGCCUUUAGAAAUAUAAGGCGCGUGUUUUAGUAAUUCGCGCCGAAAUUUCGAAAAAUUUUGCCGAAUCCUGACUGGGAGAGCUCUUUUUCGAGAGACAGAGCGAGAGAACGCAAAAAACGGAGAGAGAGGGCGAGAGAACGCGAACGGAGGGAGGGCGCAGAGAGGCAGAGAGAGCACGAAAUAGCGCGCGUUUCUCUCGCUCUAUUCGUUUUUUCUCCCCAUUUCUAGUCUGGAAUCCACUAGAUUAAUGUUGGAGGCUCCCAGUCAGGAUUCGGCAAAAUUUUUCGAAAGUUCGGCGCGAAUUCUAAAAUCACGCGCCUUAUAUCGCUGCGACGCACGGCAGCCCACGGAGUCUCCCUCCUCGUUUCGGCACUUCGCACACCCAGUAUCGAACAAAUUCACACGAAACGUCACAACAGAAUUUUUUGUGUGGUUUUUCGAUGGAAAAAUAUUUUUCUCGAAAUUAUUUUAUUGCUUUUGUCAGUUGUGACACUUCGUUUGGACGAAACUCAAAAGUGGGCGGCAAAAAUGUGCGAAAACGAAAAAAUGUCCAGACACUUUGUGAAAACGCUAAUACUAAUCGUGGAAAAAAGUCCUGGGGAUUUUCUGCGACUCUGCACUGUGCAUGAACCCGAAAAGUGCUUUUGCACAAUGCAAUUUUGUUGAUUUUGCCUCCGCCGUCUGCACAGUGCAGACCUGACAUUUAUUCUGCUCUCAAUCUCUUCAGAGCACAACCUUGGCUUUGCGCUCGAUCAAUAUUCCGUUCCAAGAGUCUUGAACCAAGUUUUGGUGGACCUCAAGCUGCCCGAUGUUUACCCGGAACGGUAUUUCCAAGAGUUCCGCUUCUUUCAUGGAGUUGGUCCGGAUGAAUUAAAAAGCGCAACUAUAACUUCCAGACGUCUCCAUGUACACGGUGGAAGAGAUGUUUCUCCAGAGUUGCGGCAAUUUUCCGAGAAAAAACGGUUAACAACAAAGCCUUGUAAGGAUAUUAUAGCCUAUAACUAACAGGGGAAGUACUCCAAGUGCGGCGCUCGGUUUUUGAUGAAACUUGGCACAAAUUUAGAAUAAUUUUUUGUAAGAUAUAUGCGAGAAUCCUAGCUCGCGCUUUGCAGAGACAACCGAGAUUUUUAGAUCGAAGGUCGGCAAAAAUUUACGAUUUUUUGCCGAAUUUCGGCACGAAAAGUUUCAUGCCUAUUGCUACCGUAAAGGAUAAUGUUUCGACAAAAUGUCAAAAUUUUCCGCACAACACUGCCAAGGUUAUGGUCAAAAAGCGUUUUUCUCUCUGACCGCUCUCCACGUUUAGCGUACUCUCUCGGCGGCAAAGAUCGUUCAAUAUCUCGGUGGCUCCCGGAAAGCGCGAGCUAAAACUUUCAGGAAUUGAUAUUUCGUCCAUACCCGACGUGUGUGUAAAAUGUAAAGAAAAUCUGAGCGUCGCACUUGGGGUACUUCCCCUGUAAGCUUUGUUUUUCAAUUCUUGUAACAAAUUUUUAUUUUGUUAUUUUUUCCAGACCUCACAGAUAUCCUACGAAUCCCUGCAACGCAUUUAACUUUCAUCGAUUGCGAUGGAUUUGUUAUGCACCAGUACUUGCCGUAAGAAUUUUUUGGUUCAACUGCACAGUGCAACAGAUUUUUAUUUUGCGCACAGUGCAUACACUCCGCGCAUUUAAUUUGGAUCAACCUGGAUCUCAAAAACUAAGCAAGGCCUGGACUUGAUUCUUUUCGCGUAAUAAUCUAUAGUCAUAAAGAACAUGUUUGAGCAACAAACAAUCACAUUUCAGGUAAGUGUAAAAUUUUAAAUUGCAAUUUAAGAUUUCGGGUGCGCAGAAAAUUUGGAUCAACCUUGCAAAAAAUUAUUUUGCUCGCUGAGGUGGUCGGUUUUAAUGUUGUAAAUGGUGAAUACGGACACUACGGAGAAAUAAUAUUCUGAGGGUAUCAAUUUUGUGCAAUAUUUCUUAUGACAUGGCCCAUUAGGGAGAUACCAAGGAAUACGGUAAGAAAACUCAAACAAAGCCCAAAAACUGAUAAUUGUAACUCCUCAAAUUUCUUGCAAAGUGUACAAAUAUUUACUUAUAGGCCAUGCAAAGUAUUUUAGUAAGGCAUCCAGUGGAGUUCACGGCAUCUACGACUUCUACGAGACAUAAAUCAGAAUUUUUCUGAAAAAAGUUUCUAACGGAAAGUUUACGGUACUUUUUAAAAAUUUUCUGAUGGGUUGUUCGAUGCGCCGACAAAAAGACAACAACAUUGCUGAAAUUUCUACGUAAAAAGAUUUGUCAAUUUUUACCGUUUGAAGUCGCCUGAUGGAGCGGGGAUCAAAAACUACACCGUGCAUCACACGCGUUCGGUUGGAAAUUCCCUCCCUGAACUAAAACCACCGUUGUAUUUGCUUUUAUAGCAGUCUACAAGGUGCAUAUUUAAUAAGCAAACAAAAGAUGAAAUUCUCGGAUGCACUGUAGCUUCUCAACGAGUCUUCCAUAUUCUGAAUUUUCGCGGAAGCUAAAGUUUUGUGCCCUACGGAAUUGAUACCAACGAAUCGUAUGAACUAAUUAAAUCAAAAGCUACCACAUCAUGUCCUGUAUAUGCUGAACCCUCAAAACAGGCACUAGAAAAUUUUUAAAAAGUACCGUAAACUUUCCGUUAGAAACUUUUUUCAGAAAAAUUCUGAUUUAUGUCUCGUAGAAGUCGUAGAUGCCGUGAACUCCACUGGAUGCCUUACUAAAAUACUUUGCAUGGCCUAUAAGUAAAUAUUUGUACACUUUGCAAGAAAUUUGAGGAGUUACAAUUAUCAGUUUUUGGGCUUUGUUUGAGUUUUCUUACCGUAUUCCUUGGUAUCUCCCUAAUGGGCCAUGUCAUAAGAAAUAUUGCACAAAAUUGAUACCCUCAGAAUACUAUUUCUCCGUAGUGUCCGUAUUCACCAUUUACAACAUUAAAACCGACCACCUCAGCGAGCAAAAUAAUUUUUUGCAAGGUUGAUCCAAAUUUUCUGCGCACCCGAAAUCUUAAAUUGCAAUUUAAAAUUUUACACUUACCUGAAAUGUGAUUGUUUGUUGCUCAAACAUGUUCUUUAUGACUAUAGAUUAUUACGCGAAAAGAAUCAAGUCCAGGCCUUGCUUAGUUUUUGAGAUCCAGGUUGAUCCAAAUUAAAUGCGCGGAGUAUAGCAGAAAAAAUUUUGCACAGUGCAAUUUUUUAAGUUUUUUCGUUUUUUCCAGUGAAAAUCAAUAUUUUUUUAAAAAUUAUUUCAGGCUUCCCCCCAUGCGCGAACUACAGUAUUUGAGGUGCAACAUCCCCUUUAACACCAUCUGUUUCGGCAAUUCUUAUGGUUUGUACCGCGAACUUGUCCGUGGUAUUUUACAAGCUGCUCCCAUUUGCAACAUCGUCUUUGAAUUGAACGCGACCAUUCUCGUUGCAGUUUACAAAUCCCUUUUCGACGUAUUACAUCAAAUUUUUGUGGUGGCGGGCAAUAUGAAAAGACUGCAUGUGGAGUUCCCGAGGCUUCUAAUCGACGCCAGAAUUCAAAUUGUUUUGCCUGAAGAGGUGAGUAAAAAUUUUAGCCAAACCUCGGUAAAAUAUAAAGCAACUGAAAUUCUUGUUUCUUAUACAAAAGUUCCAUUGAACGGAUGUUUAUUUUACAGGGGAGUACUCCAAGUGCGACGUCCAGAUUUUGAUGAAACUUGGCACAAAUUUAGAAUAAUUUUUUCUAAGAUAUAUGUGAGAAUCCUAGCUCGCGCUUUGCAGAAACAACCGAGAUUUUUAGAUCGAAAGUCGGCGAAAAUUUAGGACUUUUUUGCCGAAUUUCGGCACGAAAAUUUUCAUGCCUAUUUCUACCGUAGAGGAUAAUGUUUCUACAAAAAAUCAAAAUUUUCCGCACGAAACUGCCAAAGUUAUGGCCAAAAAUCGUUUUUCUCUCUGACCGCUCUCCACGUUUAGCGUGCUCUCUCGGCGGCAAAAAUCGUUCGAUAUCUCGGCGGCGCCCGAGCUAAAACUUUCAGGAAUUGAUAUUUAGUCCAUACCCGACGUGUGUGCAAAAUUUUAUCAGUCUGUCGGAAAAAUAACGGCGGAUCGUCGCAGCAAAAUUUCUCGCCUCGCCGCUGUCGCGCACCAAAUCCCCAGCAAAGCGAUGAUGAACGAUUCCGAGGCGCGACGAUCCGCCGUUAUUUUUCCGACAGACUGAUAAAAAAAUCUGAGCGUCGCACUUGGAGUACUUCCCCUGUUAGCCGAAAAAUGACUUGGGGCCCUUGAAGAUUGUUAAUUACAUAUAAUUCAAUUCGUUGUACAGAGCUUUGACUCUAAUCUUCUCGAUUACUCUUAUGUCGAUGGCAACAAAUUUCUGGCAAUAAGACACUUAAUUUUAGGCACGAAAAUAUUCCGAAGCCAUUAAUUACUUUUUGUCAACAUACGUGCCAGACAGUGAGCUACGCGAGUGCAGACGUGGAUGGGAGUCGUUUGACAAUGGACCAAAGGUAAGAAAAAUUUACUUCCGACUGAUUUUGAUUUAAAAAUUGGGUUUGAUUUCAGCAAAUGGAAUGGCCAGAGACUAUGUCAGUACAAUUUGUUUUUGAUGGCUCUGUGACUGAAGCGUUGAAUGGAGAAAAAAUUGUUGUAUUGGAUUAA
Messenger RNA from Bursaphelenchus xylophilus (pine wood nematode), 5094 nucleotides. The record is from the annotation of a GenBank genome assembly. Lineage: Eukaryota; Metazoa; Nematoda; Chromadorea; Rhabditida; Aphelenchoididae.